AUGCUAUCCACACGCAACUCCUUACUCGCACUUGCCUCUUUCAAAGUCCUGCCUCUUGUUCUAGGUAUCCCUCUUGGAAAUACCUUCCUCGCUUCGUCUGACCUCCUAGCAAACGGACGAGACGCGCAAGCACUUAAUGCCAAGUUCGCUACCCUUACAGCAGGUGACUCGUGUUCAGAUGGCGAAAACGCGUGUGUUGGCACCAAAUUCGCUCAAUGUACGGGCGGAACGUGGUCAGUGAAUGAUUGUGCGGGUGGAACGCAAUGCUUUGCGCUGCCGCUUGUCAACUCGCGCGGAACUUCUGUCACUUGCGACACAGAGAAUGACGCCCUUGCGCGUAUUCAAGCGACAGGUGCAACAGGAGGU
Fomitiporia mediterranea MF3/22 is the source of this 366-nucleotide messenger RNA. RefSeq lists its product as uncharacterized. The annotation marks the transcript as partial. The record is from RefSeq and is a predicted model, not a curated record. Gene Ontology annotation, biological process: chitin catabolic process. NCBI's taxonomy places the organism in Eukaryota, Fungi, Basidiomycota, Agaricomycetes, Hymenochaetales, Hymenochaetaceae. Gene Ontology annotation, molecular function: chitin binding. The transcript has 2 exons.